Molecule: messenger RNA, 2570 nt
Organism: Aplysia californica (California sea hare)
Lineage: Eukaryota; Metazoa; Mollusca; Gastropoda; Aplysiida; Aplysiidae
Product: breast carcinoma-amplified sequence 3
Biological process (GO): autophagy; response to starvation
Cellular component (GO): cytoplasm
Molecular function (GO): protein binding
Source: RefSeq, a predicted model, not a curated record
UGACAAGACCAUAUCAGAAAGUGUGUUCGACUUUAUCUCGGACGUUGUGCCUCAGGUGGGACAAGCCUACUCAUCUGUGAGUCCAAAGACUGAGGAAAAAGAAAAGGUUCUAUGGAUCUUGCUGGAGGAUUGUGAUGUGAAUGAUCUUCAGCGUAAUCCAAACCUCCAAGGUGUCCAGGUGAAGACACAGCCGUUGCUGGCAAUUCUGGGCUAUGCCGACGGGGUACAGAUCUGGCUGAUCACACACACCGGAGAUGCGCAGGAGGUUCUGUCAGUACGCCAGGGCCCUGUGUCCUGUCUGCGAGUGCUGCCGACACCCGACCCUGAGGCUGACAAGUUCAAGGACAAACGACCCAUCAUCGGUGUCUGUGACUCCUCCAGUGCGGGGGCACCGUUCUGUGGUGUGAAGUUUGUGUCUCUGAAGACAGGAGACGAGGUUCACAACACAUCAUUCAAGACACUUCAGGUGCACGGGAUUGAGAGCAACAAGAGGUUUGUGGUGGUAGUGUUCCCGGAAAAGCUGUCUGUGUUUGACGCGUGUCGCUUGAGGCAGCUGUACUGGAUCACAGGCUGCUACCCGUGUCCUGGGCCGGCUGUGAACCCAAUCGCUCUGGGCGAUAGAUGGCUGGCUUAUGCAGACAACAGGCUCCUGCCUGUGCACCAGUCAUGUGGGGGUAUGUCGGGCGAUGGGUCACAGUCCUAUGCUGCAACAGUCAUCAACGCUGCCAAGGGAGCCUUCAAAGGUCUGUCCAAGUUUGGAGAAGCUAUGGUGAGCAGUGUGACUGGAACCAAGCCUGCCCCUCCACCCAGGAGACCUGAACCCUCCCCUCCCUUGGAGAAUGGGCACCGUCCGGGUAUUGUGUCUGUGGUGGAUCUCAAAUCUGUGAGGGGUGAUCAGUUCCACGUGCCCGACGACCCUGACAUUGAAGGACUUAUUGCCCAUUUCCACGCCCAUGCUAAUGAGCCAGUGGCUGCCAUGGCCUUUGACCAGAGCGGGAUUCUGCUGGUCACUGCCUGCAAGCUGGGUCACAACUUCCACGUGUUCAGCCUGGUGGCUCACCCGUGCUCCUCCUCCCUGGGCGCUGUCCACCAUCUCUACACGCUGCACCGCGGGGACACCACUGCCAAGGUGACCAACAUAGCCUUCACCAACGACAGUCGCUGGGUCACCGUGAGCACACACAGGGGGACCACUCAUGUUUUCCCCAUCACUCCUUACGGUGGUCCCAUCUGUGCCCGCACCCACUGCCAGCCCCGCGUGGUCAACCGUAUCAGUCGCUUCCACAAGUCUGCGGGACUGGAUGACUUUGAGCCGGGGGCAGCGGGCAGGCACAGUCCUGUACUGUCCAGUAGUCCAGGCAGUUCCGGUCCCCAGGAGAUGUGCCCACACUUGGUCCAGCACAACGCCCUGCGCAAUAACAUGGGGAACCCCCGCCUACCGCCCUACCCCCACCCCACCCAGGUCCGGCCGCUCGUCCAGAUCAAACAGCAUCUGUCCAUCCCCGGCCUGGGGUCAACCGCCACCUCUCCCGCCAGUGGCCCACGACCCACCAGCCCCACACAGUCGGGCUCGGCCCACGAUAAUAUGUUCAACGUGUGCGUGGCGUUUGCAGCCGAGAGGUGGGCUGGGAGGAGGAAUGAAAACUCCAAGAAGCGGGCGGUGGACUCCAUCUUUGUCCUGCACCAAAGCGGUCUGUUGACCGAACACUCCCUGGAUCCCAAGGCCCGGGCUGCGACAGGACCGGACCGUGCGUCUGACGACUCACCCAUCGACCUGGAGAUGAAAGGACUGCAGCAGUGGAACUUGCUCAGGUCAAGGUCGACCCCUGAGGUCAAACCGCCGCUGGCCUCCAACAACCCGCUGGUGGUGGCAGCCGAUGUGGUCCAGACACAGUUGCCGUCUGCCGAUGCCGCCAUUCACGACGUGGGCGAGCCAGAACCUCCCUCGGUGAGCCAGCACAGCCCCAAGGACAGCUUGACCUCUGGUGACCACCACAGUGGGCGGACAGCGGUGGAACAGGGCAGCCGGAGGGUGCUGGAUGAGCAGUGGGUGUCCCAGGUGGAAAUCAUCACCCACCAAGGCCCUCACCGGCGUCUCUGGAUGGGCCCACAGUUCUCCUUCAAGACCUACCAGAGCCCUCAGAGCACCACGGUCCUCUCCUCCUCCUCCUCCUCCCUCUUCUCCAGCAGUCCAGAGGCCAGCGGUCAAGUGACCACCAUGGACAUACUGACCGAUGACUGUGACCUGGACAGCCUCAAACUACACCCCAGCCGGUCAAGCCCUGUGGCCAUGCCCAACACGCGGCCGGCGUACACACGAUCCUCCACCACUGAGUGGAUGGCCAGCCCAGGUCGCAGUUACAGCAGUGGACCCUUGUACAUUGAGGCAGGGAGUUUUGAACAGUCUCCUAUCCUGAGCGAUGUCUAUAGCGGCUGGGCGGAGUCGAGCAUCUUGCGACAGCCACGGGGCAGCGAGGAAGAGGAAGACCAGCUGAGGAAGACGCUGGAGGAUGCCAUGUUGGAGACUCCACCCACCGACCGUGGGCCCAACAGCAUGGGGCUGCGAGAGG